GGCACCUUGGGCGAGAGUUCGUAGCCGCCCCGCCGCAGAGCCCACGGCCCGCCGAGCACGAGCGACGCAGGUGUCCGAGCCCCGGCGCCGCCGCCGCCAUCUCUGCCUUCCGCCUGUGUUGGACCCCGGCACCGAGGUCUACUUCUCUGAAGUAAGAUGACUUGUCAAAAAUUCUGUGUGGCUUUGUUACACUGGGAAUUUAUUUAUUUGACAACUGCCUUUAACUUGGCAUAUCCGAUUACUCCCUGGAGAUUUAAGCUGUCUUGCAUGCCACCAAACACAACCUAUGACUUCCUCUUGCCAACUGGAAUCUCAAAGAACACUUCCAAUUUGAAUGAACAUUAUGAGGCGGUUGUCGAAGCUAAAUUGAAUUCGAGUACUACCUACUUCUCUAACUUAUCUUCCAAAACAACUUUCCACUGUUGCUUUUGGAGCAAGGAAGAGAAAAACUGUUCUGUACAUGCAGACAACAUUGAAGGGAAGGCAUUUAUUUCAACAGUAAAUUCUUUAGUUUUUCAACAAAUAGGUGCAAACUGGAACAUACAGUGCUGGAUGAAAGAGGACUUGAAAUUAUUCAUCUGUUAUAUGGAGUCAUUAUUUAAGAAUCCUUUCAAGACUUAUGACCUUAAGGUCCAUCUUUUAUAUGUUCUGCCUGAAGUGUUAGACGAGUCACCUCCGGUCCCCCAGAAAGGCAGCUUUCAGAUCGUUCAGUGCAACUGCAGUGUUCACGACAGCUGUGAAUGCCAGGUGCCUGUGCCGACAGCCAAACUCAACCACACUCUCCUUCUCUAUUUGAAAAUCAUGUCUGGUGGAAUAAAUUUUCAGUCUCCUCUAAUGUCAGUUCAGCCCAUAAAUGUUGUGAAGCCUGAUCCCCCAUUAGAUUUACAUAUGGAAAUCACAGACGCUGGCAGUUUAAAGAUUUCUUGGUCCAGCCCAACAUUGGUACCAUUUCAACUUCAAUAUCAAGUGAAAUAUUCAGAGAAUUCUUCAACAAAUAUGAGAAAAGCUGAUGAAAUUGUCUCAUCUACAUCUCUGCUGAUAGACAGUGUGCUUCCUGGGUCUUCAUACGAGGUUCAAGUGAGGGGCAAGAGACUGGAUGGCCCAGGAAUCUGGGGUGAAUGGAGCACCCCUCUUAUCUUUACUACACAAGAUGUCAUAUACUUUCCGCCUAAAAUUCUGACACGUGUCGGGUCUAACGUUUCUAUUCACUGCAUUUAUAAAAAUGAAAACGAGAUUGUUUCCUCAAAAAAGAUUGUUUGGUGGCUGAAUUUAGCUGAGAAAAUCCCUCCGAGCCAGUAUACGGUGCUGGGUGACCAGGUUAGCAAGGUCACUUUUCCAAAUCUGAAUGCGACCAGGCCUCGCGGGAAGUUCACCUACGACGCAGUGUACUGCUGCAACCAGCAGGAGUGCCACCAUCGCUAUGCGGAAUUAUACGUGAUUGAUGUCAAUAUCAAUAUAUCAUGUGAAACUGAUGGGUACUUAACUAAAAUGACUUGCAGAUGGUCAACCAAUGCAAUCCAAUCACUCAUGGGAAGUACUUUGCAGUUGAGGUAUCAUAGGAGCAGCCUUUACUGUUCUGAUGUUCCAUCUAUUCAUCCCAUAUCUGAACCCAAAGAUUGCCAUUUGCAGAGAGAUGGUUUUUAUGAAUGCAUAUUUCAGCCAAUCUUUCUAUUAUCCGGGUAUACAAUGUGGAUUAAAAUCAAUCACUCUUUGGGUUCACUUGACUCUCCACCAACGUGUGUUGUUCCUGAUUCCGUGGUGAAACCACUGCCUCCAUCCAGUGUGAAAGCAGAAAUUACUGUAAAAAUUGGACUAUUGAAAAUAUCUUGGGAAAAACCAGUCUUUCCAGAGAAUAAUCUUAAGUUCCAGAUUCGCUAUGGCUUAAAUGGAAAAGAAGUACAGUGGAAGAUAUAUGAGGUGUAUGAUGCAAAAUCAAAAUCGGCCAGUGUCCUGGUGCCAGACCUGUGUGCCGUCUAUGCUGUCCAGGUGCGCUGCCAGAGGCUGGAUGGGCUGGGGUACUGGAGUAAUUGGAGUAGUCCAGCCUACACUGUUGUCAUGGAUAUAAAAGUUCCUACCAGAGGACCUGAGUUUUGGAGAAUAAUUAAUGAAGACACGACUAAAAAAGAGAGAAAUGUUACUUUACUUUGGAAGCCUCUGAUGAAAAAUGACUCAUUGUGCAGUGUGAGAAAAUAUGUGGUAAAACAUCAUACUUCCCGCAAUGGAACAUGGUCAGAAGAUGUGGGAAAUCACACUAAAUUCACUUUCCUGUGGACAGAACAAGGACAUUCUGUUACAGUUCUGGCUGUCAAUUCAAUUGGUGCCUCUUUUGUGAAUUUUAAUUUAACCUUCUCGUGGCCUGUGAGCAAAGUAAAUACCGUGCAGUCGCUCAGUGCUUAUCCUUUAAACAGCAGUUGUGUGCUUCUCUCCUGGACGCUAUCACCCAGUGACUACUAUCUGAUGUAUUUUGUUACUGAGUGGAAAAUUCUUAAUGAAGACAGUGAAAUUAAAUGGCUUAGGAUCCCUCCAUCUGUUAAGAAGUAUUAUAUCCACGGUAAGUUUGCUGUAAUACAGAUUGAUGAUGGAUUCAGAAAAAAAGCUGCUGUAAUUUUUGGUACAGAAAGAUGUUAUUAUUUCCUCAAGCUUCUGAAUCAUGUGAAUUGUAUCUCUUUUUCAGAUGAUAUUGAAAAACACCAGCAUGAUGCAGGUCUAUAUGUAAUUGUGCCAAUAAUUAUUUCCUCUUCAAUCUUACUGCUUGGAACGUUGCUAAUAUCGCACCAAAGAAUGAAAAAGCUGUUUUGGGAAGAUGUUCCAAACCCCAAGAACUGUUCCUGGGCACAAGGACUUAAUUUUCAGAAGCCAGAAACAUUUGAGCAUCUUUUUAUCAAGCAUACAGAAUCAGUGAUGUUUGGUCCUCUUCUUUUGGAGCCUGAAACCAUUUCAGAAGAUAUCAGUGUUGACACAUCAUGGAAGAAUAAAGAUGAGAUGGUGCCAACAACUAUGGUCUCUCUGCUCUUGACAACUCCGGAUCUUGAAAAGGGUUCUCUUUGUAUCCGUGACCAGAACACCCGUGCUAACUUCUCUGAGCUGGAGAGCACCGUGAUAGCCCGUGAGGACGAAAGCAGGAGGCAGCCCUCUGUUAGAUAUGCCACCCUCCUCGGCAGCUCUAAAUCAAGUGAAAUUGAUGAGGAGCAAGGGCUUAUAAACAGCUCAGUCAGCAAAUGCUUCUCUAGCAAAAAUUCUCUACCAAAGGGUUCUUUCUCUAACAGCUCAUGGGAGAUAGAAACCCAGGCAUUUUUUAUAUUAUCAGAUCAGCAUCCCAAUAUAAUUUCACCACAGCUUCCAUUCUCAGAAGGAUUGGAUGAACUCUUGAAACUUGAGGGAAAUUUUCCUGAAGAAAAUAAUGGUGAAAGGUCUGUCUAUUAUCUAGGGGUCACCUCAAUCAAAAAAAGAGAGAGUGGUGUGUUUUUGACUGAUGAGUCCCAAGUGUUGUGUCCGUUCCCAGCCCAUUGUUUAUUCACUGACAUCAGAAUCCUCCAGGACAGUUGCUCACACCUUGUAGAAAAUAACUUCAAUUUAGGAACCUCUGGUCAGAAGACUUUUGUAUCUUACAUGCCUCAAUUUCAGAUUUGUUCCACUCAGACCCAGAAGAUAAUGGAAAACAAAAUGUGUGACCUAACUGUCUAAUUUCAUUCAAGAAGCAUCUCAGAUUUAUGUUCAAAUGAAUCAUAUGAAGUGUAAUAUAUUUCACUAUGGUUGUGGAUAUGGGAGAGGAAAGAAAACUGUAAAAAUUGGAAAUGAUUACCCCCAGAUCAAUGGUAUCUGUCCUCACUCAGUAAGAUAGACAAAAAAUGGGAGAAAGCCUUCAAAAGCCUGGCAAUAUAGACUGACUCUUCUAAUGAUACCAUUAACAAGCUAAACUGGGAAGGUCUCCAAUGGCUUGUUUGUAGCUAGAAAUAAGCCCAACAAAUAUCAACUUUUGGGAACAUUAGACCUGUGUAGAAAGAGCUAACCUUCUCAGUUACACCUAAGUUUGAAAGAAGACUUCAAACUGAUACAUGUGAGAUGUAACUUGCUUCAAAGGGCGUGGUUAUUUUACCUUGAGUUGUCUUUGUUUUCCACUGAUUUGCACACACCCCUGUUUAUACCUAAGAGGCAUCCUCGUACAUUUUAAAAGUAUGUGAUGUAUUUUGUGCUACUUGACUGUGUGAUUCUAAGAUUUUGCAAAUUUAACAAAUUUGUCUUGAGCACUGUCUCUGUGGUAGGCACUCCACUAAAUGUUGCAGAUAAGCAGAUGAUUUAGCUCUGGCCUAGGGGAUAUACUUCUGAAGACUGACAAGUAAGCCAAUCUUUAUGUACCAAAUCUAAGAUGUGUGCCAUUGAAUGAGACUAUUAGAAUGGCAAUACCCACAAGCAGUAUGUUGACGACAACAAAAGCACUUUUGAAGACAUAAUGUCUGUCUUAACUCUUCUCUAUAAAAGAUGUUGCAAUGGUCACUUUCUGAUAUGAUUAGAUUGCCACAUGUUACUGUAUCUCACUCUGGAAUCACUGUCUUCCCUGAUUCCCAUUUGCUUGUAUGUUAUUUUUUUUCUCACUUACUGAGCAUUCUCUCUCAUAUAACCAACCACUGUAUUAAAUCUUUCCAUACUUGAACUCAAUUAAUUAUUAAAAUAAUUAUAUAUGAGACAUGUACUCCUAUAACACCCCUUUUAAAGAUUAGACAAUUAAAUAAUUUUUCCAAGGUCACAGAGUUGUGGAUGAUGGAACCAGAAAUCAGAUUUAAACCCAGAUCUUUUAAUGCUAGUGAUUAUGUUUGAAACGUAAACCUUACGUUGCCAUUCAUUUAAAAAAAAAUGACUUGUAAUCAAAUAAAAUUUAUUAAGUGGAAAUAUAAUGCUGGAUGAAAAUUAAGUGAGAAUUACACAGAUGUUGUUUUUGCCCUUAAAGACUUUAAUAUUUAUUGUUGCCUUCAGCUUCUGGUAUGGCAACAAAACUCCAGACAGCAUAUUGAGCAACAAACUUAAUUAAGAAACCUGCAGAGAUAGCUGUUGAAUGGCAAUAGUUAAGAAUUUCAAGUUGAUCAGUAUGAUCAAAACAAAUAAUUCAGUCCUCGAAAAUAUGCCUGUUGGGUUGCUACACAUCACGAGUUUCAUACUUAGACUGAGAGAGGGUCCUGCUGAUUUUACUGUUACCCUAAAUAAAAUCCUGCACUCCCUCUCUAUGCUAGUUGUGGCCCUAUGAAAUCAGCAGUUCUAGACAAUGAUAAAGAGCUCAGACCCCAGCCAACAGGUAUUUUUUCACACUUCAUGAUCAUUUGCCAGUUAGAAGCCAAUAAAGCUGUUUCCUAUCAUAAGCAUCAUUGAGCUAGCUCAAGAUCUCACGUGCUCAACUGAUGACUCACACCAGAGAAAGGUAGAGGGCUCAUUUCAACUCACUGAAUAACUAGUGUGGUAUGAAAGUCUUAGUUCUAUACAAAGAUAAAUCGAGAGAAUACUUUUCUUCGCUGAUGUGUUAAGUGGUUUACAGAUUCAGAAACAGAAGGAAAUUAUUGCAUGUAUGGAAGGUCUAGUAAAAUGGACCAUUAUUUUUAAUGCUGCUCAUAGAAUAUAGACAUUUAAUUGAGGGUACAGUAUAGGAGAGACAGAAAAAUGACAUUUUGCUCCACUCUGCACAUAGUGAGAGAUAAAACACUGAGCAUGUCCACUGAGACACAACAUUUUCCUGUGGUCUGGGGCCCAUAACUGCAGGGAAGAGAGACUGAUAGAUGUUCCAGUCAGCCCAAGGUUUCACCAUGCUAUGCGUACGCUGUAGUGAAUUCAGAAGUCCUGGGACCACCGUUGUGCUGUAGGUCUGUGUGAAGGGAGUUUAGUAACAGCACAUUAACUUGAGAUCAUGAAUAUCAUCCUGGUGCAGCUUCAGUUCCUAAAAACAAGUGAAAACAUCUCAGAUAUUGAUAUGCCCAGGGAGUUUCUUUCACAGACUGAGCUAAAGUGGUACGGUUUGGCCUAUUGGUGUAUAGAGAUUUAGUUCUUUUCUAUGGUCAGUGUGUUAGGGUUCUGAUUUUUACUUUUGAAAGUUUGUUUCACUAUAUGUAUUACUAUAUUUUAUUGGGUCUUUAUGAAAAUUAUCUGUCAUUAAAUGGUUUUCAUAAAAAUUUAGGUAAAAUUCAGAAUUUUUAUCCUUCAGGAUGAUCACACAUUGUCCCAGUUCUUCCCAAAGAUUCUUUAAAAAGCUGUUAAGGGAGAGAAGAGCUGAAAUAUGGGUUUGGACUUUUAACUUAGGAUAAAUCUGGAAUUUUGAGUAUUCCAUUGAAGGCCUUGAAUUGAAAAACAAGUUACUAGUCAGUCUCUCCAAAUCUGAACUUAAUGAAAAGAAACUCAGAAGUUACUAAUUUGAGCUAGGGCCUCAAGUUUCAACAGAUUGUCUGAAGGUAAAUCAUUUCUCAGGGUUAAUGAGAUGAUAUGUUUCCUAGGUUAAACCCCCAAGAACAAAGACGAAAAAAACAAAUCAAGGUGUGCUUAUCAGUAUCAGCAGGGCCCUCCUGUUGGAGCCCUGUGUUCCCACUUGGAGAUGAGUUACAUAUGGACAACAGGAAUGGGAGCAGAUAUUCUUCUGUUUUUAAACCUAGUCUCAAGUAGUAAGAAGACUUGGAUUAAAUUCGCAAACAGAGGGUGAUCCUGGACCUAGAAUAAGGUUUGAUGACGCCGAGCUAUGAGCUGCUACCUUCUCUCAUCCCUUUCCAAUACAGCCAACUCUCUCUUUCCAAAUAUCAAACAUAUGGUCCCAUUCCCUUAGGAAUACUCAUCUUGACGACUCAAAAGCUGAGAGAAGAUAAACUUCCUCCACAAAUUGAUACCAGAUUCCAAAGCUGCUUUGGCACGGGAUCCAGGCGAGGCCAUAAGACUUGUGCCUACGGGGCUCCCGUGGAGUUGGACAGCGUGCUGAAUGGAUCAGGACGUGCACAGCCAUAUGUCACCUAGAUGUGGAUGGAAAGAGACCUCUUUCCAAAUUCUUUCCUGUAGUUUUUAAAAGACAUUUGUUCCACUUUUAAGGGUCAUCUUGAUCGUUAUGGACUUUUCCAAACUAUUUAUUAUUGAGAAAACACAUUCUCGAAUUUAAAACACCAAAUUAAAAUGGUCCACUCCACUAUGAUGAAAACAGUGUGCAUUUGAGGGAAAAAAUGUUAACACAGUUACCAAAAAAAAGUGAAGAGACAUUUAUAAAAGGAAAUUAGAGAAGUCACUAGUUUUAUUUUUUCUUGAACAACUAAUUUAAAAUGGUAACGUACUCCAGCACUGAAUCACAAUGUCGGUGGAGCAGCCGAGAAUACAAAGGUCUGGAUUAGAACUGAGAUAUUAUUCCACGUGUUUGUAUGAGGAUCAGGAAAUGGUUUUCAGGGGUUCUUAUUUCGAACAAAUUAUUUUUAUACAAAGUUUAUCACUCAGUAUUUAUUUUGGAAAGCUGCUGAAGAUGUCUAUUUUUCAAAAUUAUACUUAGGAUGUUCGGCAUUAAAUUCAAUUUUGUGAGGAUCUUUGACAGGAUAUUUUAAAUAAAGUUCACUCAAAAACCCUAGAACUGAGAAAGAAUUAGGAAAAUUAUCUAAUUUUGUAAUGAAAUACCUAGAUUGCAGAUACUAUACUUUUAAAACUUGUCAUUAAGUAUUGGGCAUGCAGUGAACACUUUCUCUUUAGUCACAAUUGGUACAUUAAUAAAUGUUAUAAACACAAGUGCUGAGAUAUAAUCACCAAUUGUUUUAUAAAACGUAAUUAUUCUAAUUCUCCUUUAUGUCCCUAAAGUCAUAAAGAAGGAAAGUAAAUCAUGACUGUGAAUGUUUUCGUUUUUUUAUCAUCAUAAAUCAUGAGCAAUGUCAGAAUUUUGAGAAAUUGAAUGAGCAAAUAGAGUUAUGAAUUUAAGUUAUUUUAGAAUUAUUUUAUCUAUUAUAUGAUUGCUCUCAGCAAAGAUUUGAAAAUACGAAGAAGUAAUCUUUGUAGUUUAUAUAAAUAGUUAAUAUAAAAUUUUAUACAUUAUUAGCCUUUAUAUCUUCAAAAUACUUAAAUAAUGCCUUGCCUUUAAAAGGGGUUUGAAAACAUUUUAGAUGCAAGUGUCUCCCAUUAUCGUUACUGUCUAGGGUAACUGCAUCCCCUCACACCAAAUUUUUUUUGGCAUUAUAGCCACUUGUGAUGAAGAAUUACUCAUUUGAAACAUCAGGAGCUCUUUAGUUUGAUUCUUUACUUCCUUAAGAAAUCUGGAUUUAGUGAACUGUGAACAUUUGUUUUGUCAUUUGAGUUUUUAACCACUCUUUGGGCUAGCAUUCAGACACGUUCUCUUUCUUGCUUUCUAAUUUUAAAAUGUAAAUAGAACAAAUACACACAGGAAAAAUUUCAGAGUACAGAGAAAUAUAGGAUAAAAGUCUAAGUGUCUCUCCCUUCCCAGCCCUCAGUUCCUAUUCCCCAGAACAACCUGUUAUUAUGAUAUCACACAUCUUUUGAAAAUUUAUAUUGUUGGGAUUGCAUUCCACCUGCUGUCAUAAAAUUACCCUUUUCCCUUAAUAUGUCUUGGUGAUAUUUCCAUUUAUACCCAUAUAUUCUUAUUUCAUUGUUUUGUAAUAGUUUCAUAGUGUUCCCUUGUAUCAGAGUACAAUGAUUUAUGUUAACAGUUUACAAUUGGUGAACAUUUAAGUGUCUCCAAUCUUUCACUAUUAUGGGCAAUACUGAAGUGAGCAUUCUUGUACAUAAUUGUCUUGGCAUAUUUUUGCAAAUCUACUUGUCAGGAAUCUUGGUUACAAGUGUAAGAAAUCAACUCAAAUUGUCUGAAGUAUCUUUUUGAUAUUUUCAUUUCAUCUUGAUGAAUGAAGUUGAACCUAUUUUCAUGUUUAUAAGCCAUUUAUUUUUCUCCACUUUCAUAUUCUUUGCCUAAUUCUCUUGGAUUGUUAUAAUUUUAUUAAUUUCUUAUAAUUCUUUUUUUUAAACAUAUGUGAUCUUGGUUUUUCUUGAGAUAUAUCUUAUGUGCUGUAAAAUACACAAGCCUUCAGUGGAUAGCUUAAUGAAUUUUUACACAUUUCCCCCUGAGUAUUUACCCAGGAGUAAAAUUGCUGAAUGCAGGAUAGGUUCUAAUUUAGUUUUAAUAGAUACUGCCAAAUAACGAACUAAUUUACACUGCCAUCAGCAAUGCAGAAGAGUUCUGCCCCUUCAACGUUGAUAUUGUCAGCCUUCUGAAUCUUAGCCAUUCUGGGGUUCGUGUCGUGGUCUCUUGUGGUUUUGGUUUGCACUUCUGUAACAGGUAAUGAUUUUGAAUAACAUUUAAUUAAUCCCUUUCCUGCCAUUUUUGCUGUUUUGUCAUAGAUCUUAUUUCUGUGUAUUUCAUAAACAUCUAACGUGUUAUAUUGUUGCUUUAAGC
Ailuropoda melanoleuca (giant panda) is the source of this 9394-nucleotide messenger RNA. RefSeq names its product leptin receptor (gene LEPR). Gene Ontology annotation, molecular function: protein binding; cytokine receptor activity. The record is from RefSeq and is a predicted model, not a curated record. NCBI's taxonomy places the organism in Eukaryota, Metazoa, Chordata, Mammalia, Carnivora, Ursidae. Gene Ontology annotation, cellular component: external side of plasma membrane. Bases 157 to 3684 code for a protein of 1175 amino acids. The transcript is spliced from 18 exons. Gene Ontology annotation, biological process: cytokine-mediated signaling pathway.